Molecule: messenger RNA, 1518 nt
Organism: Cajanus cajan (pigeon pea)
Lineage: Eukaryota; Viridiplantae; Streptophyta; Magnoliopsida; Fabales; Fabaceae
Product: auxin-responsive protein SAUR21
Biological process (GO): response to auxin
Source: RefSeq, a predicted model, not a curated record
AGUAAAAUAACUAUGCAGAGUACCAAAUUGGAACUGUGACAUAUGAUUCAAAGCUAAAAAUCUAAUUGAAGCUACUUACUUCUAGUUCUGGCAUGGUAUUCACACAAUGAUUAAACUCAUUUGCAGUCAAUCACAUACCGCCAUGAUUGAGAGACCCACGCCCUUGUUCUGACACUAUGCAUGCAUAUAUAUUGUGCUUCUCGAUGACGAUUCUCUUAUCAUUUUAAAUAAUACAACUUAUCUGUUCUUAAUGAAUGGAAGAUUAAGCUUUUGUUGCUAGUUGGUAAUAUUUUCACGUACUUUAUGCGUUUUUUGAAAAUCCAAGGUGGAAUCAAACAUGAUAGUUUAAGUUUGUAUGUAUAUUGUUGUACCACGUUGAUGAUCAUCUAAGCCAACGAAAUAAGUCAGGAUUGGCUUAUCUAUAUCUAAAUACUACUGUUGUGAUUGUAUCUCUGAAGAGAAUAUAUAUGGUAAAUCCUAUAUACACAGACUGACAGAGACAGCUAUAAUAGAUAGAGGCAGAAAGAGAGGUUCAGGGCAUAUGGUACGGAUAUGUGAUUAGUUACUACAUUUAAUUAAUACUAUAAAUAUUGCAUUGACGUUCCUAAGUUUUUGAGCCCUUAUGAAUGGGUCUUGUGCUAGCUAAGGCAUCACAUGUGUGAUGUGACCUUUUUCGUUUUCAGUGUACGGCACGUUGUUUCCACUAGAGAGUGAGUUCUGCCAUGUGAGCGUUUUGUGAAUUUCAUGAUGUGGGCCCUCAGUUUUGUGGCACCAUUGUCCAUGCUCCAACUAGUACUUGGACUCAUCUAUUCUUGGAUCAUCCUUUCUGGAAAUGUAUGGCUUCCCACUCUGUGUUAACACUUUGUAAUAUCACUAUAAGUACCACAACACCACGCCCUUCACUCUCAAAGUCAAUCAUUGCGUUCACUUCAUGGGUAUUCGUCUGCCAAUAUUUAUGGCUCUUCAUGGGAACAAGAUAUUCAAGUGGCACCAGCAUCUACAUAGUAGAAACCAGUCGAAUAUUAAUGUUCCAAAGGGUCACGUAGCAGUGUACGUUGGAGAGGCUCAAAAGAAAAGGUUUGUGGUUCCAAUAUCAUAUUUGAACCAUCCUUCAUUUCUUGACUUGCUACACCGAGCAGAGGAGGAAUUUGGUUACAAUCAUCCAAUGGGAGGUCUCACAAUCCCUUGCAAAGAAGAGGCAUUCAUCACUCUCACCUCUCAACUACGUGCUUCCUGAAACAUAUCUUAUAAAUUAAUUAACACCCCUAUUCCUAGUUCCUACCUUCAUUUUUCUGCUUCUACUCACCAUUUGAGUAGUGUUUUUUCCUACUAACUCCACUCUUUGAACAAAUAUAUAAUAAUAAUAAUAUGUAUUCCAUUGUAUACAGUUUAAUUACAUGGACUGUUUGGAGAAGCGAAAUAGCCACUACCAAAUUUUACUUCUUGCAAGUUAAAGCUAUGCUGGUAGUUAAAUGUACGUUGCAGCUUGCCUUUUGUAGUUACCAUAUUCGGGUAUUA